Messenger RNA from Phialemonium atrogriseum, 713 nucleotides. RefSeq lists its product as uncharacterized. The record is from RefSeq and is a predicted model, not a curated record. The transcript is spliced from 3 exons. The coding region runs from base 62 to 634 and encodes 190 amino acids. Lineage: Eukaryota; Fungi; Ascomycota; Sordariomycetes; Cephalothecales; Cephalothecaceae.
CACAGACCUCUCAUUCAACAGAACAUUCAGACUCGCGCUCCGGUAGCGACAAUCAACUACGAUGCGGACUUCCACUCUCCUUUCCUUCGCGUUCUUUGGCGCAGCCAUUGCCGCCCCUCUCGAGGAGGGUUUGGCCAAGAGACAGGGAGAUCGAGGCUCCUACACAGUCUCUGGUCUGGGAGCACGCAAGCAAGCUGUCCAAAGUGCCGGCGGCAACACCCUGGACCUCGCCAUUGCCAUGCUUGAGACAGACACCAUGACGACAACCUAUACUUAUGGCGAUGGAAAGACGUCUGACUCGGCCAACUUCGGGAUUUUCAAGCAAAACUGGGGCAUGCUACGCGAAUGCGCCUCGCAAUUCAAGGGGCAAUCAACCGGUGACUGGAACAACGGCGCGGUGCUGAACUCGAACCUGCAGCAGGACGUAAGUGCUCGACAUGAGUGCGAGAACUUCUACGGCCGGGACAAGUGGUUUGCCGGGCACCGAAACGGAGCCUCUGGGUUGAGCAAUCCGAACACACAGGACAUCAACAACUACAAGAAUGCUGUUCUUUGGAUCCAGCAGCAGAUUGAUGGCAACUCGCAGUAUAAGACUGACGAUACUCGUUUCUGGGUCAAUGUCCCGGCCAUUUGAGAAUCCAACGCGCUGGUCUUUUGGAACUUGUAUCAACAAUAAUUGUGCAUACAGAAUUCCUAUUGCCGUACUAGUCCAC